AUUAGCUGAUUACAUUGCAGGAUUUCACAAGCAAUCUUAAGAGCAAGGAGCACAAUCAGGGACCAUCAGCAACUGAUUCAGCAUCUGUACCAGUGGAAGUUGAGCUGGGAGGUCCAGAGAUGUGUGCUCUGUAUGAGCAGGCCUGUAAAGAGGGGACCACUCAAGUCUUCAACAUCAGACUGAUACUGUCUGGGAAACAUGGGAAUGGUAAAAGCAGCCUGAAGAACAGCUUGCUUCAAAUCGAGUUCCACAAAGAUGAGGAGAGCACUGAUGGUAUUGUCAUCACUUCAUGUCUCAUGACUGGGAAAGAAGAAUGGAAAAUCACCAAAGAGACGAAGGACAGUGAGUUUGUGCAUGCUGCUGCCAUAGAAAUGAAGAAGAUGAAAGAAGGGAGGAAACAACUGUUACCACAAAGCAUGUCCAGAAAGCCAGAGGGAGACAAGGAGUUAAGACAAGAAACGUUCAGAUCUGAACCACACCAAACAGCUCCUGCAAGUCAAGAGCACCAAAGAGAGCCUGUUGCAAGCACUUCUUCACACGUACAACCCUCUGCAAGUAACCAGUCUAGUAGCACUAGUGCCAGAAGAGCAGCUACGCAGUCAGAGGACUACAAACGUGCCACCCAAAUUUUUCUCGGCAAAGAUGACCUGUCCAACGUCGUUGGAUCAAAGGAACAUCCUGCCAUUUCAAUCUGGGACUACGCCGGCCAUGACGUGUACUACAGCAGCCACCAUGUCUUCUACAGUCAUUAUGCCAUCUACAUCGUGACCCUGAACCUUGAGAAACCUCUGGACACCCCACUCAAGCCAUGGCCUGGCAGCUGUGCAGGAGCACUUCAACUCAGAACAGAAGGAGAUGUCUUUGACUACCAUCUGGAGUCCAUUCGAGCACACACCGGACCAAACAAGAGGACCCUACUGAGUGAUGACCAGCAACAAGACAAAGGGCCCCCUGUGAUUGUGGUUGGUACACACAAGGACCAAGUAGAGCAGGAACAGAUUGAUGAGUUGUUCUCCAACCUCAAAGAGCAUCUCAGUGGGAAGGCCAUUGACAGCCAUGUGUAUGACAGGUACUUCGCUAUUGACAACACCAAGCGUGAUCCAGAAGAUCAAGAGAUGUCACAUCUGAGAGAUUUUAUCCUCAAGAUUGCCCAACAGCAAAACCACAUGGGCAGGAGAAUCCCAAUCAGAUGGCUGGAGCUGAAGUCCAAGCUGGUGGAAAUGGAGAAGCAGGGCAGGAAGUACUGCAGCCUUCAGGAUGUGCUGAAAGCUACAGACAGUUCUGAUCUACCUGAAGGAGUCACUCCAGAGAGAAACGCUGUCACAAUCCUGAGGUUCUUUCAUCUGUGCGGAGACAUCCUCUUCUUCGACAGCCCAGAACUCCGCAACCUUGUGGUCCUGGACCCGCAGUGGUUUGUGGACGUGCAGAAAACAAUCAUCACCAUCCCCAAGUUUCGGGAUCCCGAAGUGAAAGACAAGUGGAGACUGCUGGAGUCAACAGGUAUGUUAGAAGACAGCCUGAUACAGCAUGUGUGGAAGAAGAGACAAGAGGAACUCGAGUAUGACCUUAUCAACCACAAAGAUGAGCUACUGAAGAUGAUGGAACAGUUUGACCUGAUCCUACAAUGCAGUACUAGCAAAGAUGAUGAGACAGACACAAGUACAAACACCUCAAGCCCACAGAACCCCACCUACUUUGUUCCAUCUCUCCUGACUGCUGUGAAGGACAGGAAGAAACUGUAUCCAAAAGGGGUGAAGUGCAGCAAGCCUAUCAUUGCUGUAUUUGAUGACAAGUUCUGCCCUGUUGGUGUGUACCAUCGCCUUGUCAUUGCAAGCAUGCGUCGACAUAACAAGCUGAGGCCACUGGCAUAUGCAAGCUGUGCAAGGUUCAUCACAAACAACCCAAAGCAGACCUUCGUCAUCACCAAGAAAGACCACCGCCUGAAGGUGGAGCUGUUGUCGUCAGAGAAGGAAGAGUCUGCCUGCUUCAGCCAUGGUCCAGCUGUCCGAAAAGGUCUGGAUGAAGACCUGCGGGAGAUCAUCAACAAGUGGAUCCCGGGUAUCAGGUACAAGUGGUGCCUCCAGUGUUGCUGUGACAGCCACAAGGAGACGGAGGAGCUGGAUGAAGACAGCUUCAUCCCAAUCACAAGUGUCCAUGAAUGGUUCAAGGGAGAAGUCGUCUGUGAAACCUACUCGCCUGCCACAACCACCAUCGAAGACAUCGGUCUUGGACACUGGUUCCAGAAACCGCCAAAAGAUGCUGCAGCUGGUCAAAGGAGCAGAGUCCCACAACAGGAUCAGUCAGAAUCUGAACAACAGAAGUCAACAGAAGAGUGUGAUAUCUCAUUUGUAGCAUGGUGCAUCCCCAUUGUUGUUGAACUGAAGCCACCGUGGAGGGAGCUUGGGAGAAACCUGGGUCUGUCUGAAGCUGACAUGGAGAGAAUCAGCCAGAAGCACCAGGAAGACACAGGGAGAUGCUGUUUGGCAGUACUGGAACAGUGGCUACAUCUCUCUGGUACUGAUGCAACUGUAGAGGGACUGAAGAGUGCACUGGACAUGGCAGGACAAAGGGCAGUAGUGGAGAAGUUGAACACAAGUGAACAGUCAAUGAGAAGAGAGUUACUGGAUUUGCAGGACCAAGUAACAAGCAUUCUACGUGCUGACUUCCCCAACCUGAACUUUGUCCCAGACAAGAACAAGAAAGCAGAUGAAGACAGACAGGAGCUCAACAGGAAGACACUUCGGGAGGAAAUGUUCUCCAGUAGUACAAACUACAGCCUUGAAUCUAAUGUCUAUGAUCUGAUAUAUGACAGAAAACAAUCAGUCUGUCGUAUCAACUGGCCUACUGGUUCUGGAACAGGCUUUCUGUUGAGCAAGGGAAAGGUUCUCACAUGUUACCAUGUAUAUAGAAAGAUGUACAGGGACUUAUGGUCAUUUCCUGAUACAAGCCUGUAUACUGCAACAUUCUUUGUGUCUGCUGAGAGGGAACACAAAGUUCCUUUUGAAGCUCCUGCAGCUAUGCUAAAAUGCUACAGUGAAGAGCUAGAUUAUGCUAUUCUCCAACUGGCAGGUGGAGACGAGGCAGAAAGAAUUGACAGCCUACCUCUUCUUGGACGUUCUAUCUCAGAAAGUGAGGACGACAGAAAGAUGGUGGUUGUUGUCGGCCACCCUCAUGGUGGGAGCAAGAAGGUUGACUUCUGCCCCAUCGCUGGGGUGGUUGAGAAGUACGCCAUUCAUGUUCGCUCUCCAAACCUAAUCCAGGCAGACACACGUAAGCCCCUGUACCACACAGGUGUGAUGUUCCACGGCUCCUCAGGCUCCCCAGGGUUUGACAUGUAUGGUAAUGUGGUGCUCAUGCACACCAGGGGGUUCCCAGAAGGCAGAAGUAAAAGCCGCAUUGAGUGCGGGGUCCUUCUGACUGCCAUCAAAGACCAUGCACGUCAAACCCUGCAACCUGAGAAUUUCAGUGAGAUCUUUCCCUUGUGAUUUGGAUAGUUUUCUUUUGUGUCGCCUGCAAUCAGCUGACCAUUGUACAGGAUGUUUAGUCAUGCAGUAUGAUUUUCAUCAUCAUCAUAGUUGUACAUAGAGAAUGCCAAUGUUAAGAAUUCCACUGUAUUCAUGUUGUAGUGUUAAAUCACUUGAUAUACAUUAAUAUUGAUGUAUUCUACAGUGGGUACAGUAAUUAAGUUCUAUGAUUUCUUGUCAAAGUUUAGUGAAAUAGUAUUUGAAUCCUCAUGGUUCCAAAUGCUGGUAUAUAGAAUUAAUUAUUGAAGGCUUUGAACAAAGUAUUGGAAUACAAUUAUGAAUAUGGAGGGACCAGAAUUUCAAAUGUGAAUAUAGAGUGGUAAAAAAAUUGGAGCAUGAUUAUAAAGAUCAUGCAAUAUAUAGCUAAUCAACGUGAUUUUGUUUGAGACUCACAAGUGGAUAUUGUUUUGUCAAAAAUUUGAGGCAAUGUUUAAAACUUUCAUUCAGUUUUUGAGAAACACUGUUUGGCAACCAUAACAAUCAUUCAAUCCAUUGUGUUGAGUUGACUUGUGUGCCAGUGUGUGCCUAGCAAUGUCAAUUAUUCCAGAUUUGUCAAUAAAUGUCAUUUCCUUGUAUGCUAA
Branchiostoma belcheri (Belcher's lancelet) is the source of this 4105-nucleotide messenger RNA. RefSeq lists its product as uncharacterized. Gene Ontology annotation, biological process: signal transduction. Gene Ontology annotation, molecular function: protein binding. The record is from RefSeq and is a predicted model, not a curated record. NCBI's taxonomy places the organism in Eukaryota, Metazoa, Chordata, Leptocardii, Amphioxiformes, Branchiostomatidae.